Molecule: messenger RNA, 1007 nt
Organism: Seminavis robusta
Lineage: Eukaryota; Bacillariophyta; Bacillariophyceae; Naviculales; Naviculaceae
Source: the annotation of a GenBank genome assembly
UUCGCGAAUUCAGUCCAGUCACUGAGUCAAAAGAUCCAUAAAUAAGCUGGUUGAGCUGAGCUUUGUUGGAUGGCAUAGAUUGAAGAUUCCAUAGAAUACAGAUUCCAGAUUCCUCCUUGAAGAUCUAACUUCGCGAUCCUUGACCGAACGCUUACGUGUGAUGGCAAAGCGACAAUGCUUUGGUGGGCUAUCCAACAGCUGCAACACGACGUUUCUUCGUUGUGGGGUCUGUGAGGAGUGCCGAUUGUCGUCUCGUUGCUACAUUCCCAGUUCCAAGCCGGAAAAUACCCUUCACGAUGCGUGCCGCUAUCCUUUCUCUCCUUCUUGCUGGCGCCGCUGCCUUUGCCCCUGCUCAGCAGGGUGCCCGCACUUCGGUUGCUUUGAAUGCGGAGGAAUUCUCAAAGUCCAUCCCUUUCUUGGUCCGACCUGAGAAACUCGAUGGAUCCAUGGCAGGAGAUAUGGGAUUUGACCCCAUGCGUCUGUCUGAUAUUCAGACUGACUUGACCUAUGCUCGUUGGGCUGAAUUGAAGCACGGACGCAUGUGCAUGCUUGCCAUUUGCGGUAUCGUCACCACUCAACUUGGAAUCCACUUGCCAGGAGAACAGUUCGCAACCACCGACAUCUUCGCAGCUCCCGCUAGCGUCGGAUUCGCUGGAAACCUUCAAGUCUUCCUUGGAAUUGGAACCAUCGAACUUAUGAACUUCUACAAACACUACGAUGGCAGUGAACCAGGUGAAUUACCCGGAUGGGAACCCCGUGGAUGGGACUCCGUGCCCGAGUCCACCAAGGCCGUCCGCAAAGAACAAGAAAUUGUACACUGCCGUCUCGCCAUGAUUGCUUUCACCGGCGCCAUUGUUCAGAGUCUUUUGUUCAAUGAGCCUCUUUUGGGUUAAACAUUUCAUUAUUCUUUUCAGUAAUGAAUAUGACAUUCUCCACGCCCAUCCUGUAGCGCUACCUGCUGGCUAGGUUUCAUAAACGCGUUUACUAGAUAGAACGCAUUUUGAGCC